AUGGCCCGCGGGAAGGCCAAGGAUGGUGACGGCAACUGGAAGAAAUUUAUCUGGAACUCGGAGAAGAAGGAGCUGCUGGGCCGCACUGGGGGCAGCUGGUUUAAGAUCCUCCUCUUCUAUGUCAUCUUCUAUGGGUGCCUGGCAGGUAUAUUCAUUGGAACCAUCCAAGUGAUGUUGCUCACUGUCAGUGAAUUUGAGCCUAAAUACCAGGAUCGAGUGGCACCUCCAGGACUGACUCAAGUUCCCCAGGUUCAAAAGACAGAAAUUGCCUUUACUGCCUCUGAACCCAGAAGUUAUGAACCCUAUGUGAGGAACCUUGAUAAUUUCUUAAGGGACUACAGUGCUGAGCAACAAACUGAAAACAUUGUGUUUCAGGACUGUGGAGACACACCUACUGAAUACAAAGAGAGAGGACCAUAUAAUGAUGCCCAGGGCCAGAAGAAGGUCUGCAAAUUCAAACGUGAAUGGCUGGAAAACUGUUCUGGAUUAAAUGAUCCCACCUAUGGGUACAAGGAUGGCAAACCAUGCAUCCUUGUCAAACUCAACCGAAUUAUUGGCUUCAAACCUCAGGCUCCAGUCAAUGAAAGCCUCCCUCCUGAGGUCAUGGCAAAAUACAACCCAAAUCUCAUCCCUGUCCACUGCGUUGCCAAGCGAGAGGAGGAUGCAGACAAGAUCGGCACGGUGGAGUAUUACGGGAUGGGUGGCUAUCCUGGCUUCGGGCUGCAGUACUACCCCUACUACGGGAAGCUGCUGCAGCCACGGUACCUGCAGCCACUGGUGGCUGUGCAGUUCACCAACCUGACCUAUGACAUGGAGGUGCGUGUGGAGUGCAGGGCCUAUGGGCAGAACAUCGUCUACAGUGACAAGGACCGCUUCCAGGGACGCUUUGAUAUUAAAUUUGACAUAAAAAGCAGCUGAUUGUAAGCACAACUCUCUUCCUCCCCCCCUCCUCCUUCUAGCCAUUUAAAAAGGUUAAA
This is a messenger RNA of Cinclus cinclus, 977 nucleotides long. RefSeq names its product ATPase Na+/K+ transporting subunit beta 1 (gene ATP1B1). Gene Ontology annotation, molecular function: ATPase activator activity. Gene Ontology annotation, cellular component: sodium:potassium-exchanging ATPase complex. Gene Ontology annotation, biological process: sodium ion export across plasma membrane; potassium ion import across plasma membrane; intracellular potassium ion homeostasis. Lineage: Eukaryota; Metazoa; Chordata; Aves; Passeriformes; Cinclidae. The record is from RefSeq and is a predicted model, not a curated record. Bases 1 to 918 code for a protein of 305 amino acids. The transcript is spliced from 6 exons.